This is a messenger RNA of Oncorhynchus kisutch (coho salmon), 4024 nucleotides long. Its product is annotated as glycogen synthase kinase-3 beta-like. Gene Ontology annotation, molecular function: ATP binding; protein serine/threonine kinase activity. Gene Ontology annotation, cellular component: cytosol; axon; cytoplasm. The transcript is spliced from 10 exons. Gene Ontology annotation, biological process: positive regulation of proteasomal ubiquitin-dependent protein catabolic process; negative regulation of TOR signaling; peptidyl-threonine phosphorylation. The record is from RefSeq and is a predicted model, not a curated record. Lineage: Eukaryota; Metazoa; Chordata; Actinopteri; Salmoniformes; Salmonidae. Bases 269 to 1588 code for a protein of 439 amino acids.
CGUAAUGAAUACGCCACAGUAGAAUCUACCCUCAAAACUUCGUUACCCAUGAAGCAAUGCUAUCAGCCAGUGCGUUGCUGUGCGUCAAGUCCAACCACUGUGCCAAGCGAAGAAGAAAGGGGGAGACGUACAAGCUAGCUAAAACGAUAUGCUACCAAUGCAGUUAAAUUUGUAACGACUACAUUGGAAAAGAUAGGUCAACCCUGUGCCUGCUUGGCUCUAAAUCGUAACAACCUUUUCCCCUGCCCCGGCUAUAGCGCACAUAGAUAUGAGCGGCAGCGGGCGGCCCAGGACCAGCUCGUUUGCUGAGCCUCCAGGGGCUCCCGGAGCCGCUUCAGCCGCCGCCGGAUCGUCUGUUACCGGAGGGAGUUCUGCAGGAAAGUCUGGGGCUUCACAGGCCACAGGGAGCAGUUCGACUGGCUUCGGAAAUGUGAAACUAGCCCGAGACAGUGGCAAGGUGACGACUGUGGUGGCCACACCAGGCCAGGGUCCAGACCGCCCACAGGAGGUGUCCUACACAGACAUCAAGGUGAUCGGGAAUGGUUCCUUCGGCGUGGUGUACCAGGCCCGUCUCAUUGACAGCCAGGAGAUGGUGGCCAUCAAGAAGGUUCUGCAGGAUAAGAGGUUUAAGAACCGAGAACUACAGAUCAUGAGGAAAUUGGACCACUGCAACAUAGUCAGGCUACGUUACUUUUUCUACUCCAGUGGGGAGAAGAAAGAUGAGGUGUAUCUGAACCUAGUGCUGGACUUUGUUCCAGAGACAGUGUACAGGGUGGCCCGGCACUUCAACAAGGCCAAGACCACCAUCCCCAUUAUAUACGUCAAGGUGUACAUGUACCAGCUGUUCCGCAGUCUGGCCUAUAUCCAUUCCCAGGGCGUGUGUCACAGAGACAUCAAACCCCAGAACCUGCUGGUGGACCCCGAGACGGCCAUCCUCAAACUCUGUGACUUCGGCAGUGCUAAGCAGCUUGUUCGCGGGGAGCCCAACGUGUCCUAUAUCUGCUCGCGGUACUACCGUGCCCCUGAGCUCAUCUUUGGCGCCACGGACUACACAUCCAACAUUGACAUCUGGUCAGCGGGCUGCGUGCUGGCCGAACUGCUCCUGGGACAGCCCAUCUUCCCCGGGGACAGUGGAGUGGACCAACUGGUAGAGAUCAUCAAGGUUUUGGGGACUCCGACGAGAGAGCAGAUCCGAGAGAUGAACCCCAACUACACAGAGUUCAAAUUCCCCCAGAUCAAAGCACACCCCUGGACAAAGGUGUUUAAGCCACGUACCCCCCCAGAGGCCAUCUCCCUGUGUUCCCGUCUGUUAGAGUACACCCCUGUGACUAGGCUGUCCCCCCUGGAGGCCUGCGCCCACGCCUUCUUCGAAGAGCUGCGCCAGCCUACUGCCCAUCUGCCCAGCGGACGAGAACUGCCCCUCCUCUUCAACUUCAGCCCCGUCGAGCUAUCUAUCCAGCCCCAGUUGAACUCCACACUCAUUCCUCCUCAUGCUCGCGCACAGACAUCACCUGCCUCACAUGAUGGCAGUGUGUCGGACAGUACCGCCCAGCCCAGCUCAGUACCUGGAUCCAUCAACAGCACCUGAACCCCCCCAUUCACCCUGUCUUUCCCCUUUUCCUCUCAACCCCAUCCCUCUCUUCCUACUCUUCCACCCCCUUUUGGCUCCAAACUUCAAAAACUAUACACGCACACAUACAACAAAAAUACUACAGAAUCAUCUAUUAUCCAUUGAAUAUUCCCAUUAUAGGUGUAAAAAUAUAUCUGUUGGUGGCAGUAGUCCAGUGACUGUUGGGUUGUAGAAGAUAGGUGAAUCCGACGGAAACUAUUCUGUAUUAUAAUCUCUGCUAAUCAAAUUUUAUCCCUUAUAAAAACUGUUUUAUUUAUUUGAAAGUCCAUUUUUGUUUUAAUGAUGUAUGGCAGUGAAUGGGAUGCGUCGAAACCGAGGCCUGUUUCAGUUCAGACAGUUUAGGACAAUCUUCCGUUGUAGAGGUUAAAAACCAAAUGGUCACGUGGGCAGAUCUACCAAGACAUUACUCCUAAACCGAGUCCAAAGUGUUAAUUAGUUCUGAAAAUUGAAGAACUGUGUUAUUUUGUUUUAUUAAAUUGGAUACCAAACAGCAGCAAAUUCAACUGGCAUUUUAAAUUGGAUGAGGUGAUUUUUAGAAGCUUUUAUCACACAGGUGGUUUAAAAAUUCAAAGGCGGGAACCGCAAGCUGUUUUAUUAAACUGUUUCUGAGAAGAAACAUUGAGGUGAAAGUCUUAAUGUCUUUUAUUUGAAUAAGAGGGACCUUUUUUAAAAGAAUGGAAUGUACAUAUUCAGUUUCUAUAAGCUCUUGUCCCAGUCAGUUUAGCUGGAGACAUGUGUAGGUGAGAAGUAACCUUUGCACAUCUCUAAAGGGGAGUAGAGCGGAGCUGUAGGGGCCCGCUGCAUCUCUUGUGCAGUGGAGAUAUGCAACCUGUGUAUAGGAAGGGGUAGGGCUCCUCCAGUCACACCUGUACACCAAUGGCCAUAUAGCCGUACUUGAACCAAAGCUCUGUCACAUCAGCUUUGAAAGUACUUGGCACUUUCACUCCUCCUUAUCUCUAAUUUUUCCUCAAUUCAGUCUAGAUGCACAAUUACACUGCAUGUAGGGGAGGUCUUAAGUGCUUGUGUGUGUGUGUGUGUGUGUGUGUGUGAAUGAGGUUUUUUGUGUGUUUGACUUUCCCUGGCCAUCUUCCAUCUCCAAAUCAACCCACUCUAGCACUCUUGUUUUUGUAAGUCUAGAUUCUAACAGCAUCAGUGAUGUAUCAUCAGUAAAACCUUGUUUUCAUCUGGCCCACCAACACAGACUUGCAUGUUCACCAUGCGUUAGAGCAACCACACCUGUUCUCCCUCCCCACUCAUCACCGCACAACAACGAUGGUUUGAUCAAAAAUACCUGCACCCAAAAAAUGUAAAUGCCCUAACCACUUCUGGAGCCUUCUGUUCCUCUCCUCCUUCCUCUGCCUCUCCUUCCUCUGCCUCUCCUUCCCUCUCUUUCUCUCACUGUAAAUAUCAAGUACUUUUUUUUGUUAUUAUAUUGUUGUAAUUUCAUUUUAUUUUCUCUAGCAGAGGAGAGCUGGUGUAGCAGCGACCAGGCUCCUUCUCCUCAGUCUGUCUGUAAAUACAACUUCAUUUCAGUCCCUGGCUCGGGGGGAUAACAGAACAAAAUGUUUCUCGUUUUUAUUCUCUCCCUCCAUUUCUCUCUCGUUGCCUUUCCCACAAAUAUUAUGAUCACUUUAUUUAUUGUAUUUUUGGGGGGUUUCUUUUUUGUUUCUCUGGGGGGGGGGGGGGGGGUUGUUGUCGGCUGAAGGGUUUAUUUUGUAAGAAGUCAUCAAUGCCCCGUGUCAUGCAAAAUAAUCGAACUUCCAAGAUACUGUACUUUGAUCUGAACUUGAGUGUUUUCCAAUAAAGGUCCUGUAUUUGCAAGUACACAUCCUAGCCAGUAGGUGGAACUAUAUUUUAUUUUCUUUGCUGUGAAGGGAUUCUCACAUGACUCUGCGUCUAUGGUAGUCUCGCUGAUGUCCCGACAGUAUAAAUGGCUGAUCCUAUGUAGGGUUAUUGGUGAUAUUGCUGUAUCUGGGUGGGUUUGAAUGAGGGGAUGAGUGGGGAGGGUGGUGUGAUGUGUCCCACAAGUGUUUUGUGUAAUGGGUUUAACCUGUUACUUCUGUCUGUGAUUACAUAAAUGAGUGAUUGACUUUAAAGAAUGGAUGAACGAACUGACAUCUUACAAAAGUGUGAGUUGGGAGAGCGUGGAUACAUUUUUUUUUAAAUCUUAUGUUUUCCUAAAAUGAAGAGCUGAGUUAUUUUUGUGUUUUAUUUUCCUGGCACGAGAUGGUUUUAAUUUGUGAUCCUGAUCUUUAUGGCCCUGCACAAGGGUCAUACCACAUCACUGGUGGGAACGGAACGGUUUUGAAGUGGAUGUGGGAGAGGGACGGACUGGGAGAGACUUUUGUUUGUUGAUAUAAAUAAUUCAACUCAUGAUUAAAGUGAUGAAACUGC